AAACUUUCCCUAAAUAUUCCCUUAGCUGCUCAACAGUGUGCAAAUUUAACAGCGAGGGCGUGCGUUUUAAUGGUUUUCGCUUCGUUUUUGAAUAAGAUUGAGGUAAACGAGGUAAAAUAGGCAUCUGUUGGUGCGGAGCGGACCUGUAUCAGUUCCGGGUGUGUGUCUAUAGCUAAGGUCUGCUGGGCUGGACCAGGCUGGUCACCCUCACUGAGAGCCUCACUGAGAGCAGAGGAGUGGCCCUGUAACACAGCCUCAACUCACACACACAUACACAGAGUCCGGCUCACACUCCGCUCCCACGACUCCGCGGUUUCAUGCAGUAUAGCUGAAAGGGCUGGGGAGAAUGGCGGCGGCGUUGCUGUCGGAGUCGGAGAUCAGGCAGCGCUCCAUGGCUGAGGAGGAUCCGAACGGCAACGAGCACGGAGCGGCCGCCCGCAGCAGCGCGCCUCGCUGGGGACCGCAGCACGCCGGGGCCCGCCAGCUGGCCAAACUCUACUCUCCGGGGAAACGACUGCAGGAGUGGAUCUGUGUAAUCUUGUGCCUCUCACUCUUCGCUGUCAACUUCAUCCUCCUCCUUAUCAACUUCUCCACAGUGCACAUCUACAGAAUCAUCUUUGGCAUUGUGACUGGUAUAGUAACAGCAGACUUUGCCUCUGGAAUGGUUCAUUGGGGAGCUGAUACCUGGGGUUCUGUGGACAUCCCUGUCAUUGGGAAGGCAUUUAUUCGCCCAUUCCGGGAGCACCACAUUGACCCGACGGCCAUCACACGGCAUGACUUCAUUGAAACCAAUGGAGACAACUGCAUGAUCACCAUCCUGCCUCUCGCCCACAUGGCCUACAAGUUAAUGUCCUACACACCAGAUGCCCUUGCGGAGUCCUACCCCUGGGAGUGUUUCGUCUUUGCGCUGGCAGUUUUUGUGACCAUGACUAAUCAGAUCCACAAGUGGUCUCACUCCUACUUCGGCCUGCCUCGCUGGGUCACCCUGCUGCAGGACUGCCACCUAGUGCUGCCCCGCAAACACCACCGCAUCCACCAUGUUUCCCCUCACGAGACCUACUACUGCAUUACUACAGGUUGGCUUAACUACCCUUUGGAUCGAAUAGGUUUCUGGAGGAGGAUGGAGUGGCUGAUAGAGAGAGUGACUGGUCAGAAGCCGCGCUGUGAUGACAUGGCCUGGGCCAAGAAGACCGAUUAAGACCCAGAACUGGACUACACCCUCUCCCUCUUCCCGCCUUCAUCCCUUGCUUCUCUCCUCCUCAGCCAUAAAACUGAGGGGGCUCCUCUUAGAGGGAGAAAAGCAGAAUAUGGGCCUUACCCCUGACCCCCUUUUUCCUUCCUUUCCUCCCUCUUUCUGUCUCUCCAUAAUCCUUCCACAGAACCCCUCUGCUACUGAGGCCUUUACCAUUCUCUAAGGUCUGCCACACAUGGGCCAUGUGUCUCGCUUAUUCGUCAAGUUCCCUGCUUCCAGAGUUUUUCUUUCACAGACGGAGAACAGAAAGAGAGGGUGAGAGCGUAGCGCUAAAGAUGAGCGUGAUUAUUAAUGCUCCUGCAAUGCAUCCCAAUUUUAGCGUUGACUCUAAGCAGUCCUUUCAUCAUCGGCGGGUGCUCUUCUGAAUGUCCGCUGCUGCGUUCUCAUAUCUGUCAGAAAUGUAUAUUCUCUGGAGGUUGGGCUCUCCAGAGGGUUUUGGGGGGAAAUGUUCUUCUAUUGUCAUCAUCUUUUUUACUUUUCUUUUCAUUGCCAUUGGGUUAGGGGUCUGAGAAGAAACAGUUGUGUAUCAGCACUUCCAUCAGUCAGAGAGGAUACAGGCUCACAGCUAGAAUAGAAUAGAAUUCUGCUAUUUUCUACAUUACAAGUCCUCCUGUUUUUGGGCUGAUGAAGACAUCUAUAAGUGAACGUUUAAACACAAGGGGAAAGGGUUUUGUUGGCCAGCCGGAGUGGCCCGGGCUUCGCUGACCCUACUGAAUGUUUUCCCAGAAUGUGUCUGGCUCAGCCUGCAUUGGCCUUAAACAAAGCCCAUGUUCUUCAGAUCAGCAUGCUGAAGCUUUACUGCUGUAGACAAGCAUUGCUGGUUCCCUGUAUGAGGAUUGCUGGCCGGUAUGGAUUAGUUCAAGCAGUCUAGCACAUGUUAGUCUGGUUUGGUAAAUAGAAAAAAAAAAAAAAAAACCUACUGAAUUUUACUGAUUUUCUCUUUUUGCUGUGUGAAUUAAGAGGAAAAACGUUAGCCAUUUUUAAAGGGCCCAUAUCACAGCAAAAACACUUACAGUUUUUAAUAAGUGAUGAUUGAUGCAGUAAGCAAACUCGGCUGCAAUGGCAGGACAUCUUAAAUUUCUUGGGGUUUUUUGUGCCGUCACAAAACCCAGCAUAUUUAGAUUGGGGCUGGACCCGAAUAUUCGGGUAUUCGGAUAUUCGUUCGUUGAGUAGGUAUUCGGUUUUUAAUUUUGGUAUUCGGAUAUUCGUUUUUUUUCUCCUUUCCAGAGUUCCACCUCACUCUAACCACUUCUGUUCUCGCGGGUCCCGUCAGAAUAUCUUGCGCGCGGGACAGAACUGAACUGUUAUUGGCUGGAGCGGGAGUUUAAUCCAGACGAUGCGGGAGCAAAUUAAUAAAUAGUUAAGAAAUUUAAUAAAGUUAAUAAUUGUAAAAAAACCUAAAGAAAACUCUCAACGCGCAGGAUGGACCGACACACACACGCACACACCGAUGGUGUUUGGACUGGGGUAAGGAACGGGACCGCACUAUUCAGCGCUGCUGUUUUAAUAAAUAUAUAAGUAAAUUUGAAGCAUUAAAUGUAGUUUAUUUAAUUUAUAUUAGGAACGUGGGGCGGGAGCGGCAGAAAUGUGUAUGUGGCGGGCGGGCGCGGGAUUAAAAGAAGCAAUUUUUUUGCGGAGCGGUAACGAGACAGAAACGCGGGAGCGUGGAAGAGUGGGUUUAAAAAUCAGUCUCGCGCAGACCUCUAUUAUACAUGAUAAAAAAAAAUGCAGACUCUUCGAAACUGAUUUAUAUAAUAAAACGUAAGGGGUAAUGUGGCAACAGUAGGGGCUAAAUCGGUUACAAAAGCCUGGCCUACAAAAAUGAUGUCUGAACGAAUUUCCUCUUAUCUAAUAUAAUUUAAAAUGGUUUAAAAAUAUAAAAUAAUUUCUAAGCAAACGAAAUAUUUAAUAUUGAGCUUAUAGCCCAAGUGCAAAAAUACAAAAUCAGUAAUAUGCUCUGCACAAUCCUUAAACCGAAAUAGACCAAGUACAAUAAUGUCAUUAACAAUGACUUUCCUCUACUCUAAUAUAAUUUAACAUGGUUUAAAAUAUAAAAUAAUUUCUAAACAAACGAAAUAUUUAAUAUUGAGCUUAUAGCCCAAGUGCAAAAAUACAAAAUCAGUAAUAUGCCCUGCACAAUCCUUAAACCGAAAUAGACCAAGUACAAUAACGUCAUUAACAAUGACUUUCCUCUACUCUAAUAUAAUUUAACAUGGUUUAAAAAUAUAAAAUAAUUUCUAAACAAACGAAAUAUUUAAUAUUGAGCUUAUAGCCCAAGUGCAAAAAUACAAAAUCAGUAAUAUGCCCUGCACAAUCCUUUAACCGAAAUAGACCAAGUACAGUUUACAAUGACUGUCCUCUAAUAUAAUCAACAAUGUUUAAGAAUAUAAAAUACUUCCUGAACAAACGUUUUUUUUGUUUGUUUUUUUAAGCAAAUAGCCUAAGUGUGAAAACACAAACAGCAAUUUACUGGGCUGGCUUGCGCAGCGGAGAAACCAUAAGCCGCGGUGUGGGGCAACAGAAAUUCCGGGAUGAAAACACAAAGAAAUCUGGGCUAAAAACACAGAAAAAAUAUGGGGUGAAAACACAAAAAUCCGGGGUGAAUAUGUCUCGUCGGUCAGAGCAAAUUGAACAUUUUUCAGUGGAUUAAAGGGGCCGUGAUUUGCUUCUUUUUAUUUUUUACCUCUUUUUUUAAAAACGAAUAUUCGAAUAUUCGCUUCGAAUCAGUGCCGAAUAUCCGGAGCUCAAAAAACGCUAUUCGGGCCAGCCCUAAUUUAGAUAUAUGUACGUAUUCAGUCUGCAGUGUUCUAAUUGUCCUUUUAUGUUGAUUACUUAAAGGAGAGGUUCAAGACCCAUGAAGGCCCAUUACAGGUAAUAUACAUACAGAGUAUCUGAUUUAAAGAUACAGUAAAUACAGACUUUUAUUGUAAGGAAUAAAGGUUAUUUCUUGCAGUCUAUCUCAAGAUGGUCUAAAACAAGAUAAAUUCAGAAUUCUUUUGCUUUUCACUGUGGGAAUUUAGAAGCAUUAAGCAAUUGGGAGCAAUUAUGGCAGGCAUUUCUAAAGAGCUCAUAUUACAGCAAAAACUCUUACUGUAUAUGGAAACUAAACUGCAAAAACAAAAAACAGCACAUUUACAUACACUAUAUGGACAAAUGUUUUGGCACACCUACAGGAGUUUUUUUUUUAAUAACAUUCUAUUCUAAAUCCAUAGUGAGUGAUUAAAUUAGUUAGUUUACCCUUUUUAACAGUUUUAACAGCUGGUUUGGUAAACUGCACUGUAUAUUUUAGCACUUGUCAGCCCCACUCUGUAUCUCAAAUUUCCCUUUUGAGUUACUGUAGUUUAACACUUCCACUUUUCAAUAAUACCACUCCCAGUUAAUUGUGGAAUAUCUUGAAGGACUAGUUGUUGCAGUGGAUGCAUCCAAUUGAAGUUCUUUAGAUUGGCCUUUUCUUUUACUAAUUGUUAAAAAGACUACAUAACUAGGUGCUUGAUAUUAAACAUCUGAAGCAAUUGGACUGAAUAAAACACCGGUCCCAAUGUUUUUACUCAUAUACUGUAUAUCUGUGUAUUCAACGUGCAGUAUUUCAUUUAAAUAUUAAAUUGAAAGUUUUCAUGUCAGAUUUAAGUAAUAAAGGUUAGAAGAUGGCUAUUUAGAAAUGUCUUCUUUACCCUGUGAUAUACAAAUGUCACAAGCAGACUGCUGAAAAUACUAAAAUACAACAGAAAUUGUGGCAUAUGGGCCCUUUAAGUCAGUCCAAUCAAUCAGUGUGUUAUUCCCAAAAAAUGCACAAACAAGCAAAUAAAUUGCAUGGGAAUCUACAGAGAAACAGCACAGCUCUCUGUUUCUGCACCCACAGUCACAGGGGCUAAUGUUGGCGGUUCCAACAGUUCAGAUUAACACAGGUCAGUACAGAAAAAGGUCAGUUUAAACAAUACCAAUUUUUCUGCAUUAAUACACUUUGUUUGGGGAAACAUUACCAAAGGUCUGUAUGCAGUAGAUAACCGUUUUUAUUUAUUUAUAUAAAUCAUUAGAUAACGCUACCCAACAUCCCCUAAUCUCUACCCUUCCCCUUAAACGCACUCCCCAUUCACACACACACACACACCUACCCGACUGCCAGUGAAAACCUGUUUAGAGCUUGUGUUAGAUUGCAGUGUGCAGGUAGACAGUGAGAGUAAAAAUACAGCCAUAGAUCUGUUACAAAACUGUUCGUCUCAACACUGUUUUCAUACCUACAGCUGCACUAGUUGAGUUUGUUUUUUCUCUCUAUGGCUUUAUAAUUUUUCUAUUUUUUUAUUAAACAAUCAGCCUUGUAUUUAUUCUUAUUGUCCAUCUUGCAGCUAAUGCUUGCUGCUAGUCUGCCUUAAAUCAAUGUUUUUAUUAGCUAUAUGAUUUAAUAAAGAUCCAGUAAGUUACAUUUUA
Messenger RNA from Astyanax mexicanus (Mexican tetra), 5677 nucleotides. RefSeq names its product TMEM189_B_dmain domain-containing protein (gene peds1a). The coding region runs from base 347 to 1198 and encodes 283 amino acids. The transcript has 6 exons. The record is from RefSeq and is a predicted model, not a curated record. NCBI's taxonomy places the organism in Eukaryota, Metazoa, Chordata, Actinopteri, Characiformes, Acestrorhamphidae. Gene Ontology annotation, molecular function: oxidoreductase activity.